This is a messenger RNA of Mizuhopecten yessoensis (Yesso scallop), 2494 nucleotides long. RefSeq names its product tumor necrosis factor receptor superfamily member 27-like. The record is from RefSeq and is a predicted model, not a curated record. The transcript has 13 exons. The coding region runs from base 762 to 1952 and encodes 396 amino acids. NCBI's taxonomy places the organism in Eukaryota, Metazoa, Mollusca, Bivalvia, Pectinida, Pectinidae.
AAUAUAGUUUAAUUUGUAUUUCUAAGCCAUCUAAUUCCUCUCUUUGACUGUAAACACUGCCACAUUCAUGUAUUUGAUCCAUCAAUACGGAUAGAAUUAGUACUAGAUUUCCUGAUCAGGAUUUCCCUGCUCAGGACCGUUAACGCUCACAGCUUAAGUUAUAAACUAUACGGCAUAUAACCAUUCUUAUAAGUCGCGGUUCUAUUUCCUCAAUUAAUGCAACCAUUUCAAUGACCAUAUACACUGAACAUUAUCUGUCUUUAGUUUAUAAAUGUAUAAAUGAAAAAUAUCUACGCUAUUUCCUGAUAAGAAUGUCCCAGAUGAGGACCGUAUACACUAUAAAAUGUAGUUAUAAGAUAUCCAACUGUUAUAUCAUGCUCCAAGUCCGGACGAGUUAUCCUAUCUUGACGGUCCUCACCAGCCCCGGUCCUGCUCAGCCCGGGUUCCAGUGAGAGACAGCGCAGCUGUCUGACGCCACUCACUUUAAAAGAGGGAACUCUAUUUAUAGAUUACCGAGAAUAAGAUAUAUUUAGUCUGUGCUUUGACCUAUUUCCACUGUUGUUAUUCUGUCACAUCGGUAGUCAUAAAGUCCAUUUUUUAAAACUGUGGUCUAUAAGAAAAUUGAAAAAUAAAUAAAAAGCUGAUAUCGGUAUAAAAUAAAUAAACAUUAUAUCCACAUAUCUGUUGCAUAUUAGCUUUCGAUUCUGUUAAGAGUUGACUGACAUAAUUCUACUUGGAUUCUAGGUAUUCCCACAAUUAAAAUGGCGUUGGUGUUGCGUAUCUGUGUGAUAUCACUUCUUGUUUUGACAACAGGCUCUAUCGAUCUGGUUAUUCAUCGCUUGUUUGGAAAACAUAUUUCUUGUUUCCCUGUAGUAUGCCGAGUAGGAUUUCAGGCGUCGUUUUGCAAAAGCAACAGAACGAGCGACUAUUGUCAUAUGUGCCCCCAUGGCAGCAGACAAGAUAGGGCUGUGGACUCAAGAACUCUCUAUGCUACAGAAGACAUCCCAAAAUGCUCGAGGGUCGACAUCGCUUGUCUGAUGUCAGAAACUACGCCUGUUGUGGAAAAUGGAAAAGUAGUCCGCUGUAAAUGUGACUUGGCAAAGGGAUAUGUUGGAGAGGACCCGCUAUGCAUUAAAGUCAAUAGCUGUCCACCCGGACUGGAACUCGCCAAUACAAGCGGUAGAUGCAUACCAUGCCCGUCGGGAUCCCGUAAAAACACUACUGGCUACGAGUUCUGCAAACCAUGGACCAGUUGUGAAACCCAUGGCAGAGAAACUUUGAAAGUAGGUAAUUCAACUGCUGAUACUGUCUGCGGAAAACGGCUUCAGACUACGAAGAGUGAGCAGAGUUUGUAUCCAACAGCAAACACGUUUGCUGUGACCUUGAUAUGCGGAACAGGAGAUUGCCUUAUUAAAGCCGAACAGACUGUCUCCAAAGAUUUUAUGGACAGCACGCAGCAAUACCAAGACAUGGCUAAAAAGGAACACUUGAUAGACUGCAGAGGGCUAAGCAUGAUGGAUGCCAGCCUAAUCAGCGGUAUGACGCUUAUGCUGCUUAUCAUGAUAAUUGGAUUUAUAUUCUUCAACCGGAAGUUAAAUAGAAGACAUGUGAAAGGGAAUCGUCUUUCCUGGAAGAAGAAGAAAAAAGGCAUCCAAGAAGUGAAUGAAACACCCAAACACAAGGAGAAGGGAGCAGUUGCCGAAAAAUCAAUACUUAUUGACGAUUAUGAGCAGCCAGCUGCAAAAACGUCAACACCUAUCGACGACCAGGAACAACCAGCUACAAUUUACCCUCCAAUCAACGAACAACCCGCUGAACCAACCGCCCCAGAAUUGUCCAUGCAGGGAAACAUACAGCCUCUGAUCCACGUUCCACCAAGUUGUUAUACAAGUGACGCACAAAAUGAUGGCUUCAAAGUUAACAUCUACGUCCCACAGGGAAAUUACGGUUAAACAUGUCUAUGUCUUAGAACGUCAUUUUAUUAAUAUAGGUGCAGGAAAAUAAAAACGGUAUAUACAAAAAGAGAGUAGAAGAGAACGAAAAAAAUGUCCAGAUAAAGAGUAAUAAUGUGAUCAAUUACUGUUAGUGAGAAAGAGAUUGAACGAGGAAUACGAGUUGAGCGUAGAUAAUAGAUAUAAAUAAAUCAGAAUCACUAAGCUUGGGUAAAAUCAAUCAUUGAACUAAAAAAUACAAAGCAAUAAUACAAAUAUAUACUAUAUAUAAUAAAGUACGAUGAUGAAAUGGCUCGGUGCUAAGUACCAAAUAUUCAGACAUAGAAUAUAAUAAAUAAGAAUUGUACAUGUUUAUAUGUAUGCUAAAUAAUAACCGCACGCAUGCUCAUAUGCUAAUGUAUCGAGAAAUGUUUAACGCUUUCUACCGAACAACCAUAUAAUAGGCAUAUUGAGCAGAUACUGAUUACUGCAGAGAUAAAAAAAAAUGAAUGCUAGCUGUUAGCGCCGAAAUGGCAGUUCCGGCUGUAUGCUCCCCAGAGAGU